ACACACACACACACACACAUACAAUAACUCAAAAUCUAGUUUAUUGCAUACUAUAAUAAGAUGUCCAUAUCAAUGGCGAUUUACUGUUGAUGUAGUGACAAACGAAAACUCCAUAUCACUACAUAUUCCCCAUGCCGCCAUUCAUCCCUCUCUUCACUUUCCUUCUUCGUUUAUCAACAUUUGCACCUCAAAAAUAACCAUGGAUUCCCAACGCCGUCUCCACACACUUACUAAUCAUCUCAUCAACUCCACCGCUGCCGCAGAAUUCGUUUCAGAGAAAGGAUACAGUGUUGUGCUUCCGGAGAAACUGCAGAGUGGGGAAUGGAAUGUCUACAGAAAUGGGCGAUCGCCUUUGAAACUUGUUAGUAGAUUUGUUGAUCAUCCUGAGAUUGCUACUUUACAUGACAAUUUUGUGCAUGCUGUUGAGACAUUCCGGGAUUACAAGUAUUUAGGAACGCGAUUUCAAGAAGAUGGGACCGUGGGAGAGUACAGGUGGAUUACCUAUGGGGAAGCAGGCACUUCACGGUCAGCUAUUGGUUCGAGCCUCGUGAGACGUUGCAUACAGAAGGGAUCUUGUGUUGGGCUGUAUUUUGUGAAUAGACCCGAGUGGGUCGUGGUUGAUCAUGCCUGCUCCGCCUAUUCUUUCGUCUCUGUACCUUUAUACGACACACUAGGUCCGGAAGCUGUUAGAUACAUUGUCAAUCAUGCAGCUGUUCGAGCUAUAUUUUGCGAUUCAAAAACAUUCAACAUUCUGCUGAGUUUUCUGUCUGAGCUCCCAUCAGUAGAGCUGAUUGUGGUUGUUGGAGGAGUAGAAGGUGAAAUGGCACCACUUCCCUCAACAAAACAAGUAGAAAUCAUCUCAUAUUCACAACUACUUAGUGAAGGUCUUAGCUGCAUUCAGCCUUUCUGUCCACCAAACUCCGAUGAUAUCGCCACAAUAUGCUAUACUAGUGGCACAACCGGAACGCCAAAGGGAGUCGUGCUGUCUCAUGGAAAUUUGAUUGCCAACGUUGCUGGAACGAGAAUGGGAUUCAAGUUAUAUCCAUCGGAUCUUUUCAUAUCAUAUCUUCCUCUGGCACACAUAUACGAGCGCGUUAACCAAAUCGUGGUGGUACAUAUUGGAGCAGCAUCUGGUUUUUAUCAAGGGGACAGCAUGAAAUUACUCGAAGAUGUGGCAGUCUUGAAGCCGACUAUAUUUUGCAGCGUUCCACGGCUUUACAAUCGGAUAUAUGCAGGAGUGUUAAACGCUGUUAAAUCAUCGGGUGCUUUGAGGGAGAGGCUGUUUGAUGCAGCCUAUAAAGCUAAGAAGCAGUCCUUAUAUACCGGAAAGAAACCUCAUCCAAUGUGGGAGAAUUUGGUGUUUGGAAAGAUAAAGGGAAUGCUCGGAGGCAGAGUGCGUUACAUGGUCUCUGGCGCCUCACCGUUGUCUCCUCAAGUCAUGGAUUUUUUACGAGUAUGCUUUGGUUGCACAGUUGUGGAAGGAUAUGGAAUGACAGAAGCUUCUUGUGUCAUUAGCAACAUGGACGAAACCGACCUUUCGUCCGGCCACGUUGGUGCACCCCAAACUGCCUGUGAAAUCAAGCUCGUGGAUGUUCCGGAGAUGAACUAUACAUCCAAGGAUCGGCCCCAUCCACGGGGUGAGAUCUUCGUGAGAGGUCCCAUUGUGUUCCAAGGAUACUACAAAGCAGAGGAACUAACUAGAGAGGCAGUCGACGAGGACGGAUGGCUUCACACCGGAGACAUAGGCUCGUGGAUAGCACGAGGCCGGUUGAAGAUCAUUGAUAGGAAAAAAAACAUCUUCAAAUUAGCUCAAGGAGAGUAUAUAGCUCCUGAGAAAAUAGAGAAUGUAUACACUAAAUGCAAGUUCAUUGCACAAUGCUUUGUACAUGGCGACAGCCUUAAGUCUUCUCUAGUCGCGAUUGUUGCCGUGGAUCAUGAUGCCUUGAAAACAUGGGCUGCAGCUGAAGGCAUCAAUUAUCGAGACUUGAAGCAGCUGUGUCGUGAUCCUCGGACGAGGGCAGCCGUGGUGGCCGACAUGGACGCCGUGGCAAGGGAAGCUCAGCUGAGAGGCUUUGAGUUUGCAAAAAGAGUUGCUCUUGUGGUUGAACCAUUCACUUUGGAGAAUGGAUUGCUCACUCCAACAUUUAAGAUUAAAAGGCCACAAGCGAAAGCUUACUUUGCUAAAGAGAUCGAUGAAAUGUACGCAGAGUUGGCGUGACAUUUUGUGUGAAAAUUGUGGUAAAGAUGCAUAAAAUGGUAGAGAAAUUAUUUUAUCCUUCGGAUUUAUUGUUUUUAUAAAUAUUUUCUGUGUGUGUAUACAUCUGAAUGUAUUUGUAACUUUGAUCAAUUUCUUCAAUCAUGUUACUAUUAUAUUUUCUUC
Salvia miltiorrhiza (redroot sage) is the source of this 2380-nucleotide messenger RNA. RefSeq names its product long chain acyl-CoA synthetase 6, peroxisomal-like. The coding region runs from base 200 to 2218 and encodes 672 amino acids. Gene Ontology annotation, biological process: fatty acid metabolic process. Gene Ontology annotation, cellular component: endoplasmic reticulum; membrane. The transcript has 22 exons. Lineage: Eukaryota; Viridiplantae; Streptophyta; Magnoliopsida; Lamiales; Lamiaceae. Gene Ontology annotation, molecular function: long-chain fatty acid-CoA ligase activity. The record is from RefSeq and is a predicted model, not a curated record.